AUGCCAACUAAGGAAUAUUCAGUUGUUGAACAGCUAAAGAAAACUCCUGCUCAAAUUUCCUUAAUGGCCUUAUUGAUGAAUUCUGCAACUCAUAGGAAUGCUUUGGUGAAGGUUUUAAAUGAAGCUUAUGUUCCAGCUGAGACCACUAGUUUGGGACAUAACAAAGCAUUGAACAUUACUGUCAGAUGUAGUGAUAAGUUUAUUUCAAGAGUUCUGAUUGAUAAUGGUUCAGCUGUUAACAUAUGCCCUUUCACUACUCUUCGAGCUUUGGGAAUCGACAUCAGAAAGAUUCGUGAAAGUCAUGUAAGGGUUAGAGGCUUUGAUGGGACACAAAGGGGAGUUAUUGGAGAAAUCGAUCUGCCAUUGCAAAUUGGACCUGUGGAGUUCAUUGUGGAAUUCCAACUGUUGGAUAUAUCUGCUAGUUAUAAUUUAUUACUUGGAAGGCCAUGGAUUCAUAUGGCUGGUGUGGUCCCUUCCACUUUGCACCAGACUUUGAAAUUUGUUUGGAACCAUCAGGAAAUUGUUGUUCAUGGGGAAGGUAACAACUCAAUAUAUCCUGAAAAUUCAGUCCCUGUUAUUGAAAGUAUGGAAGAGUUAGAUGGGUCUGUAUUCCAAGUUAGGGAAAUUAUGUGUGCUACUCACGCUGGAAAGGCAAAUUUGCCACGUAUGCUUAUAAUGGUGGCUUGGGAAAUGUUGAAGAAUUGUUUUAUCCCGGGUCAAGGUGUUGGAGCGAAAUUGGAUGGAAUAGUGGAACCAAUUCAAUUGCCUGGUCAGAAAUACACCUUUGGUCUUUGAUACGAGCCUACUCCUGAAGAAAUCUCAUCGGCUAAUCUCAAAAGGAAAAGUGACAUUCCCUUACCACAACCUAUCCCGCCCUUGAAUCAGUCAUUUUCCAAGGCGUUUGCUGCACAAGGAUUAGAAGAAGCUGCUGAAGAUAACCUCACAGAAGAACUCAAAAAUUUGUUCAU
This is a messenger RNA of Solanum tuberosum (potato), 968 nucleotides long. RefSeq lists its product as uncharacterized. The record is from RefSeq and is a predicted model, not a curated record. NCBI's taxonomy places the organism in Eukaryota, Viridiplantae, Streptophyta, Magnoliopsida, Solanales, Solanaceae. Bases 1 to 795 code for a protein of 264 amino acids. The transcript is spliced from 2 exons.